Puccinia triticina is the source of this 2166-nucleotide messenger RNA. RefSeq lists its product as uncharacterized. The transcript has a single exon. The record is from RefSeq and is a predicted model, not a curated record. Bases 1 to 2166 code for a protein of 721 amino acids. NCBI's taxonomy places the organism in Eukaryota, Fungi, Basidiomycota, Pucciniomycetes, Pucciniales, Pucciniaceae.
AUGAUGUUCCCCGCCAGAGUGAUUGGCCAGGCUUGCUUCCUGAUUGCUUUGGUCCAUCUCGAGUUUUCGGAAGCCCAGCCGAUCGGCCUUGUCCGGAGACAGGCUACUCCUCCCCCGUCCAACACUGGCACCGCCGACACCACUUCGGCAAACACCAAAGUGCUCAGCACGGAUCCCUCGACUACCGGCAGCGGUCUGAAUCAACUCUCGGGCUCGACCACGGCCACGACCACGGCCACGACCACGACUGAGCCCGGCGUUAUCGAUGAUGCAACUACCACUGUUCAACCCGGCCUCAACACUCAGUCAACGACGACCACUGCUCAGCCCGCCAUCGACACUCAGUCAACGGCCACUACUCAAACCGGCGUCAACGAGGAGUCCUCUUCAUCUGGUUCUGUUAAUCCAACAGCAACCACAACAACCCCCGUCGUUGAUUAUCCUAACGACGACCACAGCACUGGUGGAGGUUUGAAUCAAGUCGGCGGAGGUGUCAAGCAGGCUUCUACCGACCAUGAACCCGAUGAAAACAACUCAGGCAGGUCUGGUGAUAACUAUUCCCAUUCAGUAAACGAUGUUGGCGGCGGCGGCAGUGUCGGUGGUGGCGGUAACAGCGAUGGAACCGGUGGGGCAGGUGGCGGCGGUAGCGGGAUCGGAAAUGGAAAUGGAAAAGAUCUCAAUGGGUAUCAGACAACCGCUACGGACGAUGAUGAAUCGGAUUCGGGCCUGAGCCCCAGUGUAUCUCGCACCACUGGGGGGUCUGGCAACCCAACCUUGAAUAACGUCGGUGGCGGAUAUGGGGACCCGAGCAGACAUGGUGGAAAUGUUAACUCCUACACUGACGGUCGAAGCGUGAACUCAAUCACAGCUGGCAACAAUACUGGCGGUGGAAUUCCGAAUUAUUCUUUGUCUAUAUCCCUAAGCCUCCCAUCGACAUACGGCGGCACCAAUCAACAGGCGGAAGUGAAUGAGAAUGUGGGCACCUACGAUAUUGGCGGCGGAUCUGGGACUGGGAGCAACAAUGGUAUCAAUAAUCAAGCAAACCUCUACUCUUCUUCAUCUGGAUCCGGUUCCGGUGCCUCCCAAAAGGGUACCCCAUCCUACACUACUUCGUCAGCCUCUGCUUAUUCUGACGGUGGAUCCGGAGACACGGGCAAGCCGGGUAUCAAGACUCCAUCUACAUCCACUACCUCCGAAUCGACUGCUGCUGGCACAAGUGAUCCGAAUGGGAAGCUGAAGACCACUGGUGUUGAUGAUGACCCGGAUUUCUCCUCCGAGUCAGAAGACGAAAUCCAAUCGGCUGAGAAAAACGGUGUUGGAAAUCAACAGUCGAACGUCCUCGACAACAGCAAUAGUAAUAACAAUGCGAACACAGGCCAAGCCGGCGUCAACACUGUUGGAACCUCCACAUCACCAUCCGGAACCAGCGACCCCCGAGGUUACAAAGCUACUGGAACCUCUGUUGGAAGCGAGGAUGAGAAGACGGCAAACACUGGUACUGCUGAAGGAACCCGGACGACAAAUUCAGCAAACGAAGAUCAAUACCAGACCAGUGCAACCACUGACUCUACAAACGUCUUUGAUAAUAACAAUGCCAAUUCAAACACGGGCAAAGCCGGCCUCAACAAUGUUGGAACCUCUACAUCAUCAUCCGGAACCAGCGACCCCCGAGUCAACACUGCUACUACAACUUCUGUUGGAAGCGAGGAUGAGAAGACGACAAACUCUGGUACUGCUGAAGGAACCCACACGACAAAUUCAGCAAACGAAGAUCAAUACCAGACCAGUGCAACCACUGACUCUACAAACGUCUUUGAUAAUAACAAUGCCAAUGCAAACACGGGCAAAGUCGACGUGAACAUUGUUGGAACCUCUGCUUCAUCAUCCGGAAACAGCGACCCCCGAGGUUACUCAACUGCUUCAACUGAUUAUGAUGAUGAUAAUGAGAAUGAGAAUGUCGGAAGCGAGGAUAAGACGACAACCACCAAUGCUGUCAAUUCAGCAAACGAUAAUCAACAACAGACCAGCUCAACCACUGGCACUUCAAGUACAGCUCUAAACUCCUUUCCUGUUACCGGCAGUACGACUACCACCACCGGCGGCUCUGAACAGCCUCUCGCACUUAACACUGUAGCCCGUCCCAACGCCUCUACACCGGUGAAAUGA